This is a messenger RNA of Dimorphilus gyrociliatus, 694 nucleotides long. NCBI's taxonomy places the organism in Eukaryota, Metazoa, Annelida, Polychaeta, Dinophilidae. The record is from the annotation of a GenBank genome assembly.
UAUGCUUGGAAAUAGUAUUAUCCACAUACUCGUUUUACUAAUUAUUCGUGCUUGUGCUUCCGACAUUAGUCAAUGCGAAGUUCGACACUGCAAAGUUGAAGAGUGGAGCAGUUGGUCACAAUGUUCUACAGUAUGUAAUAAUGAAGGUAACACUACCAGAGUCAGAAAAGUGUCUGUUGAAGCAUUUUGUGGAGGAACUGUCUGUCCUCCUCUAAGAGAAGUUCGACCGUGUCAGUCUUUAUGCAUACAUGGAAAUAUAGAAGAAGGCUUCUGCAAAUGCAAUCCAGGAUGGAUGGGAAACUGUUGUCAUAUAGAUAUUGAUGAAUGUAACAAGACAACCACGUGUAAAUACAUAUGCAAGAAUACUGAAGGAUCGUAUCAAUGUUUAUGUCCUUCCGGUCACAAAACGGUAGGAAAUGAGUGUAUAGAUAUUGACGAGUGUUCAUUGGACAUGUGUGAUCAACGCUGCAAGAACUCGAUUGGUUCUUUUACUUGUAGUUGUGAAGAAGGAUACAAGUUAACAGAAGAUCUAGUGCAUUGCGAAGAAGUCAACGAUUGUUCAAUAGAUAAUAAAUGUCAUCAAUUGUGCAUUAAGGAUGAAAACAAUGAUGACAAAUGCUUAUGUAGAUAUGGAUUCUAUUAUUCGAGUAUAAAGCAGAAAUGUUAUGGUAAAUAUUCAAUUGAUGAGGAAUAA